AUGAAUCAAGGGGGAGGACCUCAUCAAGCCCAUAAUCAAUAUCCCCCUGGAUUUCAUCAUCCUGUUCAUCAUCAUAGUUGCCAAGCACCGCCAGCACUAGCAUACCAACCCCCUACUCAAGCCCAAGCCUCUUCUUCACAAUCCACGUUAGAGGACACUCUCAAGGCCUUCAUGCAGCUUACAGGCCAGUCCAUCAAUGAAGUGAAGAAUGCUACCAUGGUGAACACCCAAGCGAUUGCCAAGAUAGAGGUUCAAAUUGUUCAAAUCGUAAAUCACUUGGAUGAGAGAGAGAAGGGAAAGCUUCCUAGCCAGCCCGUGCCCAAUCCAAAGUUACAAUGUACUAGUGAAAGUUCUUAUGCACACAGGCAGGAGCAUGUACAAGCUAUUGUCACACUAAGGUCUGGGAGACAAGUGGACAACCAAGUGGUUCUUCAUGAAGAGAACCCUGCUAAGCCUCAUGGGCGAGAUAGUGGCAACAAUGAGGAGACAGAAGAGGAGCCAUCUAAAGCCACACCCAUUGUUGAUGAUCCUCCUAGGUCAUUAUUGCCUCAAGCGCCAUACCCAGAAAGAUUACUAGCGCCAAAGAAGGGAGGGAAGUUUGAGGACAUUCUGGAGGUUAAGAGGAUAACCAAUGUCCCGAAGAGAGUUUGUCUGACCGAGCAGGUUAGCUCAAUCCUUCAAUGCAAGAUGCCAUUAAAGUACAAGGACCCUGGGUGUCCUACUAUCUCUUGCAUGAUAGGACUCAGCCAAAUUGAAAGGGCUUUAUUAGAUCUUGGAGCAAGUGUGAAUCUCUUACCCUAUUCGGUUUAUCUGCAAUUGGGGUUAGGGGAAUUAAAGCCUACAUCCAUGACAAUUCAAUUGGCUAACAGGUCGGUGAAAAGACCACGAGGAAUCAUUGAGGAUGUUUUGGUAAAAGUGGACAAAUUUUAUUUUCCCGUGGAUUUUGUUGUGCUUGAUACAGAACCGGUUCAGAAUAUUGGGAUUCAAAUACCAAUAAUUCUAGGGCGACCAUUCUUAGCUAUGGCUAAUGCCCUGAUUAAUUGUAGGACAGGGGUAAUGAAGAUCUCUUUUGGCAACAUGACAGUGGAGCUGAAUAUCUUUGAUAUCAGGAAUCAGCCGUUAAAGUAUGAUGAGAUCGAAAGUGUAUGUUUGAUUGAGGAGAUCAAGGAGGACAUUGAAGAUAAAUCAAGCAUUAAGGACCCUCUGGAGGCAUGUCUUGUUCAAUUUGGAGAGGAUUUGAAUUUAGAUAAGUUACUUGAGCAAGCUGAUGUCCUUUUGGAGUCUACUCCUCUGGACCUCUUAGAGGCAUGCUUCGCUCAAUCUGGAAAAGAUUUGGAUAAGUUACUUGAGCAAGCUGAUGCCAUUUUGGAGUCUGCUCCUCUGGUGAGCAGUGAGAAUGAAAAGGCAGCAAUACAUGAGCCUCCCAAGAAGGGACUUACACCUCUACAAGACAUUGUUAAGUAUAAGUUCCUAGGUCCAGAAGAUGUUUUACCAGUGAGUAACGCUUUGGAUUUGCUUGAUGCUCCAGUGGAAAAGUUACCAGAUGUUUUAAGAGAGCACAUGAAAGAUAACGGCUGGACUAUUGAUGAUAGCAAGUGGCUGAGCCCGAUUCAUGACAUGCCUAAGCGGGCUGGUUUGACUGUAGUAGAAAACAAGGAUGACGAGUUUGUGCCAACUCGUAUUCAAUCAGGAUGGAGAACACGGAAAGACUACCGCAAAGUGCAUGUCGCCAAGAGGAAGGCUUAUUUUUCACACCCAUUCAUUGAUCCAAUGCUAUGA
Messenger RNA from Alnus glutinosa, 1779 nucleotides. RefSeq lists its product as uncharacterized. The record is from RefSeq and is a predicted model, not a curated record. NCBI's taxonomy places the organism in Eukaryota, Viridiplantae, Streptophyta, Magnoliopsida, Fagales, Betulaceae. The transcript has 4 exons. The coding region runs from base 1 to 1779 and encodes 592 amino acids.